Zerene cesonia (dogface butterfly) is the source of this 1652-nucleotide messenger RNA. It is a transcript of the gene crc, whose product is annotated as activating transcription factor of chaperone. Gene Ontology annotation, cellular component: nucleus. Lineage: Eukaryota; Metazoa; Arthropoda; Insecta; Lepidoptera; Pieridae. Bases 279 to 1298 code for a protein of 339 amino acids. The transcript is spliced from 6 exons. Gene Ontology annotation, molecular function: DNA-binding transcription activator activity, RNA polymerase II-specific; RNA polymerase II transcription regulatory region sequence-specific DNA binding. Gene Ontology annotation, biological process: regulation of transcription by RNA polymerase II. The record is from RefSeq and is a predicted model, not a curated record.
GUUGUGUACUCUGUAUCUUUCUAUUGCUCAUCAUGGAACACGAUUAGAAAGACGUAUUGUUUGUUACUUCUCGUGCUAAAUAUUGCCUAAAGAUGGGUUUCUAAGUUUUUACAAGCGUUUGCACACCCGCGUGUGCCUUUACAAGUUAUCAAAAAUGUUUGCCAAAAUGGCGUCUCUACAGGACAUCUUUGUCCCUUACCUGCAAAUACCAUCACCAUCCAAGAACCUCGAACUAUCACGACCUUUCUUCAUAUCCCUGAAUUCAAACAUCUGCAAGGAUGAGUGCAAAUCAAUGGGAUUGGUCGCUGGCUUCGGCCGACGGCCUGCUAACGUCUAAUGAACGAUCUUUGCUGCUCGAAGUUGAUCUAUUAAAUACCGAUGAAGAUCUACUCAAGAACUUUUCCGGCGCUGGCGCGAAGUUCGGUCUCGGCGGCUACUCGGUCCACGAUGAAUUCUCCAACUCUUUGUACCCGCCGUCACCGGCGGAGAGCAAGCCCAGCCGGGCGGAGCUCGCCAACGACCUUCUGCAGCAGCUGGAAAGUCAGUGCAAGCAAGAAAAUAUAUUUUCCAACUGGUUGGAAGAGAAGGUGGACCUGCCGAUCUUUGAAAAUAUCUCCCAAGUACCGGAGCGCGUCGAGGUGCCGCAAGCCAUCCCCGUCGCGCCCGCCCCGUACGCGCCGCAAGCCGUGCCGCAGCCGACGGAGGAGCUCCUGCGCGAGUUCGAGACCGUCUACGGCGCCGUCGAGCUGACGCACCUCACCCCCCCGCAGAGUCCCCCCGGCCCGGCAACCCAACUGCUCCUGAGCUACGCCCAGCACGCCCAGGGCGUCGUCCCGCCACCCGUGGGCCAGCCCGCGGCAGAGCACUGGCCCGUAGUGGCCGCGCCGGCGCUGCUCCCGGACUACGACUGCGACUCGCAGGCUCUCGAGGAGCUGGUGCGCCUGCGCGCCGCGCAGCUGACGUCCCCGCAGCCGUCCGGGGACAGCUCGAGCGGGUCGCCGCCGUCGUCGCCGCGCUCGUGCUCCACGGACGACGAGUGGGCCGGCUCGUGCCGCCCCAAGCCCUACUCGCGCAACGUCGACGACCGCCGCUCUCGCAAGAAGGAGCAGAACAAGAACGCCGCGACGCGCUACCGCCAGAAGAAGAAGGCCGAAAUCGAGGUUCUGCUCAACGAGGAGCAGAACCUCAGGCAGCACCACGCCGCCCUCGGCGACAAAUGCGCGGACCUUCAGCGCGAGAUUCGCUACCUCAAGGGCCUCAUGCGUGAUCUGUUUAGGGCCAAAGGUCUCAUAAAAUAAAUCAACUUUUCGGUUCGCCCACUUAAGCGAAAGAAUUUAACCUGUUGCACCGCCGACGCGCGGUUAGAGAAUUACAGUUCUAAAAGAAGUUAAGGAGUUCUUUAUUUCGGAUGUUAUCAUUAAGUUUAUUUUCUAGUUUGCUAGAUAAGUUUUAAGUUUUUACAGAUAUAAUUUUUAUAAACUUCGAGCAGCACUUGUCAUUCAUACCAUUAGUCGAGGGAUAACAUCUUAACCAUGUAACAUCUUAGUAAUCGCAGGUGGCGCCAUUAUCACCAUUUUUCUUUAUUUAGAGGAUAGGUUGCAUUCAUUGUUAUGAAAGCAUAGUUUAUUAAAAUUUUACUUAACGUUUUAUUU